UAUGUAUGGUAACAGAAAAGAUUAAGCAGCUCUUCUCUAAGUGGGAUUUCAGUUCCCACCAUUCCGACUAUUGCUUUCCUGGCCGGGACGAUGAGAACUGCAACCCAACCACAUCUGGGAAUCGAGCUGGUGAAAGCCAGAUCCAUUCUACGCGAAAGCCACAGGCAGAAAACAAGUAGUUAUUCCUAAUGGCAAUAUCAAACUUGAUCCGGAACUUUGGUUCCCUGCUGCUGUCUUCAAGUCCUCAUCUUCCACAGAUCCCUGCAUCUUUCCGUCCGCUUUAUCUGGUUAGCCAACUUGAUGCAUCCCGUGAAAUCAGUACUUCUGCCUCGGUCUUAGCUAGAGACCCUCUGUGGAAAUGCAGAACAAAGUAUACCAUUAAGCCCAUUCCCAAACCAAAGACAGGAGGACGAGAUCACACAGGUCGUAUCCGUGUGCAUGGAAUUGGAGGAGGAAAAAAACAAUGCUACCGUAUGAUUGAUUUCCAAAGACUACGUUAUCCAGAUGGAGCAGAGCCUAAUCCAUUUGAGGAAAAAGUGCUUUUGGUCCGAUAUGAUCCAUGUAGAUCAGGUCAUAUAGCUCUGGUGGCUGGAGGGAAGCGGAAACGCUGGAUCAUUGCAACUGAAAACAUGGUGGCUGGUGACAUUAUCAAAACCUCAGGAAAAAUAGAAAGGAUGGCAGUCUCUGCUAAUGAUGGGGAUGCAUAUCCAGUUGGAGCUCUACCACUUGGAACCCUUAUAAAUAACUUGGAGAGUCAUCCUGGGAAAGGAGCACAGUAUAUCCGAGCAGCAGGCACCUGUGGGGUAUUACUGAGGAAAGUGAGUGGAACAGCCAUUAUACAGUUGCCCUCCAAGAGGCAAAUACAGGUGCUGGAAACAUGCAUGGCUACAGUGGGACGAGUUUCCAAUGUUGAGCAUAACCAACAGAAUCUUGGGAAAGCUGGUCGGAACCGGUGGCUGGGAAAGCGACCAGAUAGUGGUUUAUGGCAGCGGAAAGGGGGAUGGGCUGGACGCAAGAUCAGGCCCCUCCCCGCGAUAAAAAGUUAUGUGAACCUGCCAAUGCCAGCUUCACAAGGCUGACAUUAGUAGCUCUUUAGAGUUCUGUUAAAUAAAGUGUAGUUUCACCUGCAA
Messenger RNA from Ahaetulla prasina, 1130 nucleotides. It is a transcript of the gene MRPL2, whose product is annotated as mitochondrial ribosomal protein L2. Gene Ontology annotation, biological process: cytoplasmic translation. Gene Ontology annotation, molecular function: structural constituent of ribosome; RNA binding. The transcript is spliced from 8 exons. Gene Ontology annotation, cellular component: ribosome. Lineage: Eukaryota; Metazoa; Chordata; Lepidosauria; Squamata; Colubridae. The record is from RefSeq and is a predicted model, not a curated record. Bases 189 to 1079 code for a protein of 296 amino acids.